AUGGCCACUAAUAUACCAAGAACUUUAAAAAGUGCUUAGCAAUUAUUAAGGCAAGGUUAAAUCAGAGUUUCAGACAUUAUUGAUCAAGCCUACAGCAAUAUCUAAUCCAAGUCACAUUUGAAUGCUUUCGUAAAUGUAUAAGAUAAGCAAAAGCAUGCAUAAUAAAUUGAAGAGUCUCAAAAAAGGUAUUCUGAGGGGAAAUAACUCUCAGAUAUUGAUGGUUUGCCGAUCGCUAUCAAGCAUACAUUUAUUUUCUAAGGUUUCACUCCUAACAUUGAUGCAACAGUUAUUAGGAAGUUAAAGCAAAAUGGAGCAAUUAUAGUAGGCAAAACUAAUAUGGAUGAGUUUGGAAUGGGAUCAUUAGGCAUGUAUGGUUAUAAUGAUAAAAAGAUCACUAGAAAUCCAAUCGAUGAGGAAUAUAUAGCUGGAGGCAGUUCAAGCGGAAGUGCUGUAGCUACUAAAUCUGGAUACUCUUUGGGGACCGAUACUGGUGGCUCUGUAAGUUAUCCUGCCCAUUGUUGUGGACUUUAUUCAAUGAAGCCAUCUUAUGGAAGAUUAUCUCGAUUUGGAUAGAUUCUCUAUUCAUCAUCCAACGAUGUAAUAGGACCUAUGACAAAUUCAUCUGAUGAUUUAGAAAGCUUGUUUGAUAUCAUGUAAGGAGAAGACUCAAAUGACUCAAACUGCAUAAACUUUUCCAAUAUUUCUAAAAUUAGACAUUAGGAUAGACUAACCAAGAAUCCAGAAAACAUUAGCUUACAGAAUUUGAGAGUAGGAAUUGUUUAGGAAUUUGAUAUUGCUGAACUUGAUAAUAGAAAUAGAACCAUAUAGGAUAAUUUAAAAAGUAUCCUCAAAGAUUAAGGGGCUUAGCUAAUAAAUGUGCAAAUUCCGCUUAUCAAAUAUGCUCUUCCAUUUUAUUUCACAUUGGUACCUGCAGAAGCUUCCUCAAAUCUUUCAAGGUAUGAUGGAAUAAAGUAUGGAUACUAGAUACCAAUAGGAUCUCAAGCAAACACAAGUGCCAAAUAAGAUUUAUUUGAUUACAUAGAAAGAGUAAGGAGUGAGGCUUUUGGAAUAAAUGUGAAGAGAAGAGUACUUUUAGGAAACUUUUUAUUGUCAUCCAGAUUUGAAGAUUAUAAUGAAAAAGUCAUUGAGUCAUAGAGAGUCAGAAGAUUGCUAAUAUAGCAGUAUUGCAAGGUAAUGGAGGAAAAUCAACUUGAUAUUAUUAUUUCCCCAGUAUCGAUAGGUAUUGAGCCUCCUAAGAUAAAUGAUAUUUUGAAUGAUAAUAAAGGUGCUUAGAAAAAUCCAGUAUUUGAAUAUAAGAUGGACUACUUCACAGCUCUUCCAAACUGCUUGGGCAUUCCUGCUAUUACAAUGCCUGUACAAGAAUGCAAAACUUACAAAUUUCCUUCAAGUUUUAUGAUUUAGGGAUAUUUUGGAGAGGAUUAUCAUUUAUUGAAGAUUGCUAAGGAACUUGACAGUCUACUUAGAAUAAACAAACUUAAUGUUGAGAUAUGA
Messenger RNA from Stylonychia lemnae, 1512 nucleotides. NCBI's taxonomy places the organism in Eukaryota, Ciliophora, Spirotrichea, Sporadotrichida, Oxytrichidae. The record is from the annotation of a GenBank genome assembly.